This is a messenger RNA of Dictyostelium purpureum, 522 nucleotides long. RefSeq lists its product as uncharacterized. Bases 1 to 522 code for a protein of 173 amino acids. The record is from RefSeq and is a predicted model, not a curated record. The transcript has 2 exons. Lineage: Eukaryota; Evosea; Eumycetozoa; Dictyosteliales; Dictyosteliaceae.
AUGGAAAAUUAUUUAUUAGAAAUUGCUGUCCUUUUUGUUGUCUUCAUUUGUUUUUAUUUUUACUUUGACACCAAAGACAACACUAAUAAGGGCACCGACAGAGAUGACAGCCCAAAACAACAUAAUUCAGUUCCACAAAGUCAAAAUGAUAAUAAAACUUGGGCACAAUCGCAACCACCAUUCUCCGGACCAAAUCUAAAAAGAUAUGCUUGGGCACAACCACAUAACAAAUUGCCUCCAAAUUUCUUCGAACAAAAUGAUUUUGAUUUUAAAACUUGGGCACAAUCUCAACCAUUUCCACCAAAUUUCUUCCAACAAAAUGGUUUUGAUUUUAAAAAUAUCUCAUUUCCACCCUCAAAUCCAAGACCAACACCACAACAAACAGUACAACCAACUCCAAAUCCAACAUCAAGAGCUAGAGCAAGAUCAAAACAAACUCCAACUCUAUUAUUUAGUUUACCAUCACCUCAACCAACACCAAUAACAAGAUCCAAACCAAGACCAGAACCCAACCAACAAUAG